Messenger RNA from Vanessa atalanta (red admiral), 641 nucleotides. Its product is annotated as lipopolysaccharide-induced tumor necrosis factor-alpha factor homolog. Bases 138 to 359 code for a protein of 73 amino acids. The transcript has 2 exons. Gene Ontology annotation, molecular function: zinc ion binding. NCBI's taxonomy places the organism in Eukaryota, Metazoa, Arthropoda, Insecta, Lepidoptera, Nymphalidae. The record is from RefSeq and is a predicted model, not a curated record.
GUCCACCUGGACCAAAUUACAAUGAUCCAAGAACUGGACAAAGUUAUCCUGGCUACCCAAUAUCGAGUCAGCCACAAGUUACAGUGGUUCAUCCCUCUAGCACCACAGUAUACCCAGCUGUCGUUAUUGCAAACAGUAUGAGCCCAAAUCCUUCGCCAUACGUAUGUAGAUCAUGUAACCAACAAAUAAUAACCAGGGUUGAAAGAACUCCAUCUUUGAGAACACAUUUGUUUGCGCUGAUGUUGUGUAUUCUUGGUUGCUGGCCGUGUGUGUGUCUUCCUUACUGCGUGGACACUUGCAAUAACGCUGAACACUAUUGUACGAAUUGCAAUGCGUACGUUGGAUCGUAUAUCGGAUAAGAGAGAAGGAUACUGGAUCCGUGUGGUUUCGGUAGAGUAGAACAGAGCUCCAUCGUAGUCUCCGUAAGCGAAUAAGUUGACAAGUUAUGACGUAGGCUCUCGAUAUCUCCUUACCGUCGUGGAUUUGUAUGCUGUCUGAAACCUAACGUAGUGACAACAUUCCCUAUGUUGCCAUAACAAUCUGUAAAACUAUUUCAUAAGUUUAAAUAUGUGAAUAUUUCAUUACUCUGUAAUAAAAGACAAUACAAGAAUACAAUUAUACACGUGAUAAAAGUACAUGAA